This is a messenger RNA of Exophiala xenobiotica, 747 nucleotides long. RefSeq lists its product as uncharacterized. NCBI's taxonomy places the organism in Eukaryota, Fungi, Ascomycota, Eurotiomycetes, Chaetothyriales, Herpotrichiellaceae. The record is from RefSeq and is a predicted model, not a curated record. The transcript is spliced from 2 exons. The coding region runs from base 1 to 747 and encodes 248 amino acids.
AUGGAUGGUGUUACUACGUUGCUGGACGGUUUAUCUAGAGUCGUAGGCUCUCUUGCACCUGGCGAUGUCGAGACCACUAAAACCACAAAUCCAACACCCCCCAGCACUGGCAACAUGGACUACACCGCUUACGCCGGUGUCUCAGAUCCGAACCCAGGACAUCCAGCGAGAAGCAGAGGCCCAUUCAAGGCCAAAGUACUCGCAGAAUUCUGUAGCCCGUAUUGCUCCAUCGGUCAGCAGCAACCCUACGGCCCUUGCUUGCUGGACGUGACCAUCAAGCAUGAUGGGAGCCGUCUUGUCAUGAUCAACAAAGCGAGACCAAUCAUCGAUCUGCAAGGAGCAUACGAGAAAGGUGUACCGAUCGGAUUACCACAAAUCUCCAUACAAGACCUAAGCCAUCCAGGUCAGGAACCCGCAUUUUCUCUCCAGCUCGAUCUCUUCUUCGCGGAAGAUCUUUUUCGCCGUAUUGACAUUUCACAAUAUGGCUUCGACCCGCUGCAGGCUGUGUACAUCGAUCCAAAGGAAGGCUUCAAGUUCACGUACACUCUGAAUCAGCCGCUCGAGUAUGUCCAUUCGAGAGCAUUAUGUGGCAUGAUGUCACUGCGAAGCCAUUACAAAUUGGAAGUCGGUCCUCCUGGAAAGCCAAAGUAUGAAGAGCGCCAGUAUCCAUAUGAGGCGGCUCAUUUCGAGACGGUGCCUAUCGAGCUGGAGGCGACUACCAGAGGACGAUUUGAGUUGGUGGAUUGA